Brettanomyces nanus is the source of this 2592-nucleotide messenger RNA. RefSeq lists its product as uncharacterized. Lineage: Eukaryota; Fungi; Ascomycota; Pichiomycetes; Pichiales; Pichiaceae. Gene Ontology annotation, molecular function: ubiquitin-protein transferase activity. The record is from RefSeq and is a predicted model, not a curated record. The coding region runs from base 1 to 2592 and encodes 863 amino acids. Gene Ontology annotation, biological process: proteasome-mediated ubiquitin-dependent protein catabolic process; protein polyubiquitination; positive regulation of protein catabolic process. The transcript has a single exon.
AUGCCUCCUAAUGGUUCCACUAAACGCUCUGGUUGGUUGAACAGACAGGUGAACAAACGAGCUGAACCUACAGUUCAGGCAUCUAAACCUCCCAUCAAAGAGUUGAUAUGCGACUCCUGCGCCUGUUGUGGUACCAUUAUCAAGUAUCCUUCCGACGUCUCCAGAGUCAUGUGUAUGGUUUGCCAAACGAGCUUCACCACGUGCAUAUCGAGUACUGCUGAUUCACCUCAAUUGCCUCAAUUUUCUAUCUCCUUUAACGAAUUGAAGGACACCAUCCAACAAUGUCACGGCCAACCCGACUUUAAAGCUGUGCAGAAUCUCAUCAUUCGCAGCUUUUCCUCGGAUUCCGUGCUCAAUGCUUCGUUCAAACUAGACUCUAGAAGCUCCUCCUCAUACCACUCGCCUAAUCUCAACUACGCCGAGCUUCGAAAAUUCUACUCCUUACUAAGGAAACUUCCCACUAACGCCGUCUUUUACAGGCUUUUAAUUACCUCUCUACACCUUCUCAGACAUCCCCCUCGCAUUUCCGAUGUACAUUCAAUUAGCUGGCUUCUUAUUCUACUGGAGAUCCCAUUGUUGCCCGAAUCUCUUAUCAGCGGUAACGAUACAGCAACAAAUGGCACCAGUUCUUUGGCGCCUCAAUUGAAAUCCAUCUGCUAUGAUAUAUUGAAGCGCGUAAUUGGACUUAUGGCUCAUAUGGACAGAAAAUGUAUGCAGUAUGUGACCAAUUGGUGGUCUAAAUUGCCCGACAACGAGUUUGUCCGCAAGAUUGACUUUCUCAACUUGUACAUAACUUUCCAGUUGACUCGUUGCAUAAACUACGAGAUCUACAACACUGUGAUCAACACUUCUUCUUAUGUCUGUGCGCAGAAUAUACCUGACGAUGAUAUUAACUACAAAGAUACUCUAAGAGCACAUUUCAUUCGUCCUACAUCACAAAGUUCAGACUUUGGUCUAUCUAUCAGAAUACCGCUUUUCAUUUCUUCUGGAGGUAGGAGACUAUCGACAACGAAUGGGCAGCUGCACCAGCAAUCAUCUUCUCCUUGGGGCGGAGCUGGAUCCAAGACUAAUAAAGAGCAUUAUAUCAAGAUUAAGAUUCAACAAUAUAGUGACGAAUGGCAUUUAAGAACCGCUGCAAGAGUCUUAUCUUUACUAUUUUCAGCCAACAAGAAUCGUUCUAAAGUUCCAGAAGCUGCCUUCUACAACUGCCUGGUAGAUUAUGUCAAUGUGAAGCAGGAUUUUGAUUCGUGGCAGUUUACCACGACUACCAAAAUGCAUGAACGGGACCUAAAAUUGAGUAACGACUCAUCGCUUCUUGUUCUAGACUAUCUCAAAGCAGAAUCCAACGGUAUUUAUCUCAAUGUCACGUCUAGAGAUGGUGCCUCAUUACGCAAACCAUCGUUUACCUUCUGUCAAUUCCCAUUUCUAAUUUCUCUGGGAGCGAAAAUCACGAUCUUAGAACACGAAGCCAAAAGAAACAUGGAACGUAAGGCUGAAGAAGCUUUCAUUCAAUCAAUCAACAAAAAAAUCCCGUUUGGCAUGUACUUCAAGAUCCGUGUUAGGCGUACACAUGUUACAAAUGAUUCUUUACGCUCCAUCAAAGCGCACCAGAACGAGUUUAAGAAAUUGCUUCGUGUUGAGUUUGUCAACGAACCAGGAAUUGAUGCUGGCGGAUUGAAGAAAGAAUGGUUUUUGCUUCUCACUAAGGAACUCUUUGAUGCCGAAAAGGGACUCUUCUCGUACAACGAGACUUCUCAUCUUUGCUAUUUUGCACGCUCACCGAUCAACAGCGAUGAGCUGUACUAUCUUGUCGGAGCUGUACUAGGGUUAGCAAUAUACAAUUCGACCAUCUUGGAUUUGAAACUUCCUAGAGCAUUAUACAAGAAGUUAAUGAACAGGAAAGUAACACUACAUGACUUCAUUCAAUUGGAUCCGGAAACAGGCGCUGGAUUACAACGACUAUUGACAUGCCAUGGUGUGCAAGAUUUAGCAAUUUUUUUUGAGGUCACUUACAAAGACAUCUUUGACGAUAUAGUCACCAAAGAGUUAAUCAAAGGAGGAUCACAAGUGCCUGUUACAGAUGAGAACAAGUAUGAAUAUGUGGAAAGAUAUAUGAACUUCUUUCUUAACGACACUUGCAAACAACCAUUUGAAGCAUUUUGCAAAGGCUUUUAUAACGUUGUGGGAGGAAACGCAUUGUCAUUAUUCACACCUGAAGAGAUUCAGCUCAUUUUGAUAGGAGACGAAAGUAGUAGUAAGUUAGAUACUUCAAUAAUGAGAUCCAUCACGAAAUAUAAUGGAUUCCAGGCGGAUGAUGAGAUUAUCGAUUGGUUCUGGAACUAUUUCGACAAUUGUUCCACAGCAGCACAAAAGAAGCUGCUUUUCUUUGUCACAGGAACGGACAGACUACCGGCAACUGGAUUGCCGUCUUUGCAUUUCAAGAUAACUCGACUGUGCGACAGCAGCAUCAAGUUACCAACUUCGCAUACAUGCUUCAAUGAACUCUGUCUUUACGACUACCAAUCACAGGAGAUCUUCAAAGAAAAAAUGGAUCUGGCAUUGGAUUACGGUGAAGGAUUUGGUUUGAGGUAG